UUUACAAACAAGCUGCUUCCGGUGUGCACUCCAAAGUAGCGCGUGUGCAUAAAUGUUAUUUUUCGUUAUUUGUAUGGACUUUUUCUGAGAAAGACUGCCACCAACGAGCUUUCUGCACCAACAGCACACGGCUAAGUUAUAAAAAAUGAUAUUCCGAUUAGUUUUGCUAAUUAGCGGCAAUACUCCUUUAGAGAAAGUUAGCUAACAGUUGGCUAGCUCACCAGAUGUGCAGCAUGGCAGAGUGAUUCAUUUCAACAGGUGUUAGUUACAGGAACGGAAAGUCUCUCUGUUCAUUUUGCGGUUGGGUUAGCUGUUGUUAACUGUUCUGUCUGUUCAACUAGCGAGCUGUUUGUUCGUCAUUUUGUACCUUUGCUAAAGUUAGUCACACUCGUGCCAUGCUCUUCAGCCGCGUCCUGUUGAGCCUCAGGUCGACGUGUUCAGAAAGUGUUUGUUUACAGAGGAUUUUCGCUGUCAAAGAAGUAUCAGAUCGGAGGCUGCAUCACAUCCAAAAACUCAGCGCGAUAAAGCCAUCUGCACACCUGUUCGGACUCAGGACCCUAGCACAGACCUGUCUGUACCAGCAAACAGUGUGUGAUAUGCAGCCAGCCAGUAUCUCCUAUGGCAAAGAGACCAUUGCGAUUGCCUCAGAUGAUGAUGAUGAGGGUGGUGAAGAUGUAGCUGGACAGGAGAGUAGGCUAGAAGAUGGGGAAUUGGUGAAGAUAAUAAUGACUCCAGGCCAGGUGGAUGCAGUCAGCAUGGAAAUCCAGCAAGGGGCCGCUGACACUGUGUCUGCAGCUCCUACAGGAUCAAAUGAGAAGAAGACAAAGAGGAAGAUGAGGAGGGAGAGGAAGAAGCUGAUGAAGGAAAAGCUCAAGUCAGCCGAUACUUCGGAAAAUUUAAUGUCAGAGCUCCCAUUCGCUCUGACCAGCCCCACCAAAUGGAAGGAGCUAGGAUUCCCCAGCUCAGAGUCCACCCAGAGAAAGAGGAAGAGAGGAGAAAGUGGAGGGCGAGUGGACAGUGAGGAGGAUGGUGACAAGAAGAAAAAGAAGAAAGAGAACCAACGACCAAACUACUUUGUCUCCAUCCCCAUUACUAACACAGAUAUAAGCUCAGCCGUGGCUGAGGUCCAAGAGGUGGUGCUUCAGCAGGAGCCCCAAUUGGCCAAAGCCAUGAUCCCCAUCCCAAUUCUCCACAUCACGCUGUUAGUCACUCAUCUCGCCAAUCAGGAGCAAAUAGACCUAGCGGCAACCACGCUGACCCAGGUCGAGCCGUUAUUGGCUGAGCUGCUGGGUGGGCGGAAUCUGGUGCUGCCCUUCUCAGGCAUCGGUCAUUUCAGGAAGGAGGUGGUGUUUGUUGGGCUGGCCCCCGGACAACACAGACACACACUGGAUAACCUGGCAGAGUUGUUGCGAAGUCGUUUUGAGGAGCAGGGUCUUCUGCAAGGAGACAAUCGUGGGUUUGAACCCCACCUCACCAUUAUGAAGUUGUCCAGAGCAUCAAAACUACGAUCCCAGGGUAUAAAGCGUGUGGACCCAGCCCUUUACUCCAACUAUACUAACAAGUUUUUUGGAGACCAGACGGUGGAGCGGGUGGAUCUUUGUUCCAUGUUAAAAAAGAAGCAACAAGAUGGAUAUUACCACACUGAGACUUCACUACAACUUGACUUGGUUCAGAAUCCACUCCGUUCCAAACGUUCAAGUGGGCGUCGCCGGUCUGAGCCUGACGAGGCAGAGCUACUGAGGGUCAGCAAGAGACUGGUUGAUGACGCUGUCAAUCGCGCCUUGCAACAAUACAAACAGGAGACACUUCAAAAUGGGGGCGGGCCUAAGGCCACGGCCAUGCAGCUCCCUGGAAACACUGAGGAAACUGCCACAAAGAUAGACACUACAGCUAACUCCACCACAGACUACAGGAAGUGACAUCAUCGAACUGAGGUACAGAGACUGAAAAAUCAGCCGCCCAUCAAACAUCAGCCAGGCCUGGCUAAUCAGGAGAAGAGUCAGGCAGCUCUGGGCAGAAAGCCUGAACCAGCCAACCAGUCAGUCCAGUUUGCUGACUGCCAACCACAACUGCUAGCCAGUCAUGCUAGCUACUUGCCCCACCCGACCUAGCCUGACACAGUGCAAGUUAAAUAUAUAAUGUAGCUUAAGAUCAGUGCUACCAGGUGACCGUCCCAACAGGCCAACUAGCUAAGCCUGUUAGUUAGCUUACUAACUCUGGAGUCCUUCAUCUAACAGAGCGGAUACGGCCCCCAGAUCCUCACUCGACCGGGGGUCUGUGUUCGUACAUCAAACCCAGAAAACAUAUGUGACGCACUCGUCUAGAGAGACGUGCACAUGUAGAGUUCACUGUGACUGGUCACUCGCAAACUGCCCUUUUUAGAAUAAGAUAAAUCCUGUUUUGUAGACAGCUUGGUUUACCAUCACCUGCAUUUAAAAAAUGACUCAAUAUGCUCUAUUCCCCUCAGUGUAAAACACUCCUUUCUCCUUCACUACAUU
Messenger RNA from Seriola aureovittata, 2498 nucleotides. Its product is annotated as A-kinase anchor protein 7-like. NCBI's taxonomy places the organism in Eukaryota, Metazoa, Chordata, Actinopteri, Carangiformes, Carangidae. Gene Ontology annotation, molecular function: protein kinase A regulatory subunit binding. The record is from RefSeq and is a predicted model, not a curated record. The transcript is spliced from 11 exons. The coding region runs from base 396 to 1919 and encodes 507 amino acids. Gene Ontology annotation, cellular component: cytosol.